Molecule: messenger RNA, 934 nt
Organism: Mycotypha africana
Lineage: Eukaryota; Fungi; Mucoromycota; Mucoromycetes; Mucorales; Mycotyphaceae
Product: orotidine-5'-phosphate decarboxylase
Exons: 2
Coding region: 36-833 (265 amino acids)
Biological process (GO): 'de novo' pyrimidine nucleobase biosynthetic process; 'de novo' UMP biosynthetic process
Cellular component (GO): cytosol
Molecular function (GO): orotidine-5'-phosphate decarboxylase activity
Source: RefSeq, a predicted model, not a curated record
UCUUUAACAAUAAACUUCAUUUGAUCACUUUUGCCAUGAAUACCUACAAAUCGUACGGUGAUCGUGCUAAGCAGCAUCCUAAUGCCUGUGCACGUGCUUUACUUGAAUUAAUGGAGCGCAAACAAACUAACCUUUCAGUUGCUGUUGAUGUCACAAAAAAAGAUGAAUUACUCUCUAUUGCUGAUGCUGUGGGUCCUUAUGUUUGUGUCUUAAAGACACAUAUCGAUAUUGUUGAGGAUUUUGACAGCGAUCUCGUUGAGCAAUUACAACUGUUAUCCAAGAAGCACGAUUUUAUGAUUUUUGAAGAUCGCAAGUUUGCAGAUAUCGGUAACACUGUGAAGCAUCAAUAUGCUAACGGUAUCUACAAAAUUGCUUCUUGGUCCCACAUUACCAAUGCCCAUACUGUACCAGGGGAAGGCAUUAUCAAGGGCCUUGCCGAGGUCGGUCUUCCUCUUGGUCGGGGUUUAUUACUUUUAGCAGAAAUGUCUUCUAAAGGUGCCCUCACAAAGGGUAGUUAUACUACAGAGUCCGUAGAGAUGGCACGACGCAACAAAGACUUUGUGUUUGGCUUCAUCGCUCAACAUAAAAUGAACGAGUCGGAUGACGAGGACUUUAUUGUUAUGUCACCUGGUGUGGGUUUGGAUGUCAAAGGAGAUGGUUUGGGUCAACAAUAUAGAACACCACAUGAAGUCAUUGUUGAAAGUGGAGGUGAUAUCAUCAUUGUUGGACGUGGUAUCUAUGGUAACCCUGAUAAAGUCGAAGAGCAAGCAAAACGCUAUCGUCAGGCAGGUUGGGAUGCCUACCUUGAAAGAGUUCGUCUUCAUCAAAAAUAAAAGUUAAUAAAGAAAAUUGCCCAGCUAUGAAUCACAAUAUUCAUUUGACCUUGAGAAAGAAAUUGUAAUAAUAGAAACAAUUAUUUAUUUUUAAUUUAAAU